Neolamprologus brichardi is the source of this 2637-nucleotide messenger RNA. RefSeq names its product DEAH (Asp-Glu-Ala-His) box polypeptide 33 (gene dhx33). The record is from RefSeq and is a predicted model, not a curated record. Gene Ontology annotation, cellular component: nucleolus; intracellular anatomical structure. Gene Ontology annotation, molecular function: double-stranded RNA binding; helicase activity. NCBI's taxonomy places the organism in Eukaryota, Metazoa, Chordata, Actinopteri, Cichliformes, Cichlidae. Gene Ontology annotation, biological process: positive regulation of transcription by RNA polymerase I.
CGACCACGUGGGAAGGUUUUUUUUGCCGAGGUAGCAAAACAUCCGCAGUGCCGCUCGCUGGUCUGGCAGCGAGUAUGAAAACAACUUUAUUUUCUUCAUUUCUGGCGUGAAACAAUCUGAAAAAAGGGCCCUCGGCGCUUUCGCUCCCACGGUCACUUUUUCCAGAACAUGCCUCACGACCCCGACCCUCCUCCGGCUAAAAGAUUCAAGCCGGGAUCCGUGUUUUUCCGCCUCGAUAAGAACAAGCCUGGAAUGCUGCUGCCUAGAAAGGGGAAUGCGAGCACUCCGAUAGACGUCCAGAGGAAGCAGCUCCCCAUCUAUCAAGCGAAGCCGCAGCUGCUGAGCCAGCUGAGGCAGCUGCACGGUGCUGUCCUCAUAGGUGAGACCGGCUCUGGGAAGACCACUCAGAUCCCUCAGUAUUUGUACGAGGCUGGCAUCGGGCGGCUGGGCAUGAUCGCCAUCACUCAGCCCCGAAGAGUUGCUGCCAUCUCGCUGGCAGGAAGGGUGGCGGAGGAGAAGAGGACUCAGCUGGGGAAGCUGGUUGGCUACACGGUGCGUUUCGAGGAUGUCACCUCCCCUGAGACGAAGCUGAAGUUCAUGACUGAUGGUAUGCUCCUGCGCGAGGCCAUCGGAGACCCCCUGCUGCUGCGCUACACCGUGGUGGUCCUGGAUGAAGCUCAUGAGCGCACUGUGCACACCGACGUGCUCUUCGGCGUGGUUAAGACGGCUCAGCGCAGGCGCAAGGAGCUUAACAAGAUUCCCUUGAAGGUCAUAGUGAUGUCGGCCACCAUGGAUGUGGAUCUGUUCUCCGAGUACUUCAACAAGUCCCCCGUGCUGUACUUGGAAGGCAGGCAGCACCCCAUUCAGAUCUACUACACCAAACAGCCGCAGUCAGACUACCUGCAGGCUGCUCUGGUCUCCAUCUUCCAGAUCCAUCAGGAGGCUCCUUCAUCACACGACAUCUUAGUCUUCAUGACGGGCCAGGAGGAGAUCGAGGCGCUGGCGAGGACGUGUCGGGACAUUGCCAAGCAUCUGCCUGACAGCUGUGGCCCGAUGGUGGUUAUCCCACUAUAUGCAUCUCUGCCCCCAACACAGCAGCUCAGGGUCUUCCUGCCAGCUCCAAAGGGCUGCAGGAAAGUCAUUCUCUCCACAAACAUCGCCGAGACAUCCGUCACAAUCUCUGGGAUCAAAUACGUCAUAGACACGGGGAUGGUGAAGGCCAAACGUUUCAGUCCAGACAGCGGCCUGGAGGUGUUGGCGGUGCAGCGUGUUUCCAAAGCGCAGGCGUGGCAGCGAGCAGGCCGGGCCGGCAGGGAGGACUCCGGCUUCUGCUAUCGUCUUUACACCGAGCAGGAAUUUGACAACCUCGUCCCCACGACUGUUCCUGAGAUUCAGAGGUGUAACUUGGCAGGUGUGAUGCUGCAGCUCAUGGCUCUGGGGAUUCCAGACGUGACAAAUUUUGAUUUCAUGUCCAAACCGUCUCCAGAGGCCAUCCGUUCUGCUGUGGAUCAUUUGGAGCUGCUGGGAGCUGUGGAGAAGAAGGACGGGCAGGUUUUCCUCACCACUCUGGGAAAGAAGAUGGCAAGCUUCCCUCUGGAGCCCAGAUAUGCCAAAACCAUCCUGCUGUCCCCGGACUACUCGUGCUCUGAGGAGAUUUUGACCAUCGUGUCGCUGCUGUCCGUGGACACCGUGCUGUACAACCCGCCGGCCCGGCGGGACGAGGUGCUCGCAGUGCGCAAGAAGUUCAUGUCCAGUGAAGGAGACCACAUGACACUGCUGAGCAUUUACAGAGCGUUCAAGAAAGUCAGCGGUAACAAGGAGUGGUGUCGGGAGAACUUCGUCAACAGCAGGAACAUGGGCCUCGUGAAAGACGUCCAGGCACAGCUCAAAGAAAUCUGCCUUAAGCUGAACCUGAAACUGGAAUCGUGUGGAGCAGACACGGCGAGCGUUCGCCGCUGCCUUGCCCACGGGAUGUUUGUCAACGCUGCGGAGCUGCAGCCCGACGGCAGCUACUUGGCUCUAGACACCCACCAGCCCGUGGCCAUCCACCCGUCCUCCGUCCUUUUCCAGGCCAAGCCAGCGUACGUCGUCUUCAACGAGCUGCUGCACACCUCCCGCUGCUACAUGAGAGACCUCUGUUUGGUCGAUGCCGACUGGCUGCUGGACGCGGCGCCCGAGUACUUUGGCCGCAAACUCCACCUCAACAAGAGCUAACCAACGAAGAAACACCUGCCACAAACACUCUUAUUGCAAGUUGGUGCAGAACGUUUGCUGUGUCCUAAACUACUCUGGAUUUCACUACCUCCCAGUUGACAAGCGUCGGGCAUGUGUCACUGAAGCAGAAGUCUGCAGAUCCAAGUUUGACUGUCAUUCCAGUUUUAUGAGCUGUAAUUUCUUCUUCUCAUCGUUGAGCCACACGGUCGGCCUGAAAAGCCAGUUUGCUUUGAUUCGUUCAGUAGUUGCAUGCAUUUAUACACCACAGGUAACCUCAAAGGAGCACAGCACGGCUGUUUUCCACCAUGUUGUUCUUCAUUGCUACCAAAUAGCCAUGAAAACGCUACAGCAGACAGAUUAGUGGCUGCUCUGCUCUGAAGGAUGCUGAUGCGAGUCCAAAGUAGGAGUUGUUCAGGAGCUUUG